UGACCCUUUGUUUAUAUAUUUUGACAGUUGUAUUAUGUUUGUUUAAAAUUUGUUAAAAACUUUAUUUAAAAAAAUAGAAACAGAUAGAAAAUAGUGAUAAUCAUUAUGAAUCGUAAUUAUCGAGCCCAGGGGAGAAGUACAGCUCAUAUUUUACAGUUAUUCAAUAAAAAAGAAAAUAAAUAUGAAGCUGAUGAAGUAAAAUCUUCAGAUUCUCAAGAAAGUUCGCAGAGUACUUCAUCACAAAAAAAUCUAACAGAAAAUGAUAAAAGUAAUGAUUUAAUUGUUUAUAACGUUCUUAUUGGGAAAAAAUCUAAUAAGAAACAUAAAACAUGGGAUGAGGAUGGAAUUUUGGAAGUUAGUGGAAAUAAAGCCGUAUUGAAGGAUCCAGAUGGAAAAUUUUUGGGAAAAUUAUCUGUAACCACAGAAAAUGCCAUUGAAGGUUCAAUAUUGUCAAUGGGUGGAAAAGAAAUACAAAUUAUUGACAAAGUCAUCUCCCAAUUGAAUAAUCCAAAGCAAUUUGAGAAGAAGGAUGAAAUUUUAGAACCACCUUUAAAAAAAUUGAAAACAAAUAAUAAAUUCAUUCCACUCAAUAAAACAGGCAAAGGUCUUGGUGGUAUAUUACAAAAUUAUGAACCUCUAAUAAUGCCACGUCCAAAUGAGGAAUUAAAUUGGACCGAUGAAAAUAUUCAAAUUCGUGAUGUAUCACUUGAUGCUUGUUUAGCAAUAGUAUUGAGACCACAUCAACGUUUUGGUCUUGUAUUUUUAUAUAAAUGUAUUAUGGGUAUGAAUGAUGCAAAUUAUUUUGGUUCAAUUUUAGCUGAUGAAAUGGGUCUUGGUAAAACAUUACAAUGCGUUGCUUUAACAUGGACUCUAUUAAAACAAGGUCCUUAUGGAAAGCCAAUAUUAAAACGUGUUCUAAUUGUUGCUCCAAGUAGUUUAUGUGGAAAUUGGAAUAAUGAAUUUAUUCGUUGGCUGGGUAUACAUAGAAUUUCUCCAUUUGUCAUCGAGGGUAAAAAGAAACCAAAAGAUUUUUUAAAAUCCCCAAGAGCAUCAGUGAUGAUAAUUAGUUAUGAAAUGUUUGUUAGAAAUUUUCAAGAAGUCAAUGAAAUUGGCUUUGAUUUAUUAAUAUGCGAUGAAGGACAUCGUCUCAAGAAUAGUGAAUUAAAAUCAUUGAAGUUACUAAAUCAAUUAACCUGCCGUCGAAGAAUUCUUCUAACUGGAACACCGGUUCAAAAUGAUUUACAAGAACUUUAUACACUUGUUGAUUUUGUAAAUCCAGAUAUUCUCGAUACUAGUAAUUUUUUUCGAAAACAUUACGAAAAUCCAAUAGUUGCAUCACAAAAACCCGACGCCUCCGAUGAGGUAAUUACUUUGGGUCAGGAAAGAGCUGAGGAACUUCAUGAAAAAACAAAAACUUUUAUUCUACGUAGAACAAAUGAUUUAAUCAAUAAAUAUUUACCAACAAAACAUGAAUUGGUGAUAUUUUGUCGAUUAACAUCAGAACAAAAAGAUGUUUAUACAGCUGUAACUGAUCUUUUAAUUGAGAAAGAAAUAUUAAAAACAAAUGUCAUGCCAUUGGCAAUAAUAACGGCAUUGAAAAAAAUAUGUAAUCAUCCAAAUUUAUUUUUAAUUGAAAAAAGUAAUUUAAUCGACGAAUUGAAAUCAAGUGAUUUUUUCAUUAAGAAAAAAUCCUAUGAAUCAUUUGAUUAUUCAGUGAAAAUGAAUGUUGUUCGUGCAUUAUUGAGAGAAUUGAAAAAUACAUCGGAAAAUUUAGUACUCGCUUCAUAUUUCACAAAAACACUUGAUUUACUCGAGAAACUUUGUAAUUUAGAAGGUUUAUCCUUUUGUCGUUUAGAUGGUAGUACGGCAACUAGUGGAAGAACAAAAAUAGUCGAUAAAUUUAAUUCAAAAGGAAAUAUGACACGUGUUUUUCUAUUAAGUGCAAAAGCCGGCGGUGUUGGUUUAAAUUUGAUAGGAGCGUCACGAUUAAUUUUAUUCGAUUCCGAUUGGAAUCCAGCGUCAGACGCUCAGACAAUGGCAAGAAUUUGGCGUGAUGGACAAAAGAAAUCUGUUUAUAUUUAUAGACUUUUAACAACUGGUACAAUAGAGGAAAAAAUUUAUCAAAGACAAAUAAGUAAAACUAGUCUCAGUGAAGCUGUCGUCGAUGCAAAUCAUUUUGCAUCUUUAAAAUUAUCAACAAGUGAAUUGAAGGAUUUGUUUACAUUAACUACAGACACUUAUUCUUUGACUCAUGAUUUAAUGGAUUGUUCAUGUGAUAAAGAUGUUGAAAAUGAAGACAAAGAAAAUGAUAUUGAUCUUGAUGAUUCUCGUGUUUGUCAAUUGGACAUACAAACAAAUCCUGAGCAACCAAUAACAAUUAAUCAACUUCUUCGUUGGAAACAUUAUAAUCAUCCAGUUUCCAAAGAGCUUCUCAAGGAAUUAUUCUUGGAUCGAGUCUCAGAGUUUAUAACAUUUAUUUUUCAAAAUUCGAGUACUGAAAAAUAAUUUUUUUAUUUAAUUAUUACGAAUUGUAAAAUUUGUUUUUUUUUUUGUUAUUUAGUUAAACUUGGAUAAUUAUUUUCUAAUUGUUCAAGUACAAAAAUGACGUUUAAAAUUUAUAAAACUUUUUUAAGGAAUAAGAUAAUUUAAAAAUAA
This is a messenger RNA of Leptopilina boulardi, 2655 nucleotides long. RefSeq names its product DNA repair and recombination protein RAD54B-like. Gene Ontology annotation, biological process: double-strand break repair via homologous recombination; reciprocal meiotic recombination. The transcript has 10 exons. The record is from RefSeq and is a predicted model, not a curated record. Gene Ontology annotation, cellular component: nucleus. Gene Ontology annotation, molecular function: ATP binding; DNA translocase activity; ATP-dependent chromatin remodeler activity. The coding region runs from base 106 to 2505 and encodes 799 amino acids. NCBI's taxonomy places the organism in Eukaryota, Metazoa, Arthropoda, Insecta, Hymenoptera, Figitidae.